GAAAGAAUGACAUCGAAUAGAAAUUUUUUGUUACUGUUGGAACUUGCCUUUUUCGCGUAACUAACAUCGAAGCCGCAGUAUGGCUUCUUCUUGUAAUACCUGACACAAAGAGUCAUUUCAUCACAGAAAAAGCACAUCCACACUAUGUAACCACAUCCGUACUUGGAUAAAUCCAGUCUUAGCUAUUUCAUCAAAAUAACUUUCAGAAAAAAAUUUUUCGCUGGGGAAUGUUGAACGCAUCAUCACUUUAUUCACCAACCUUCUUGGAUGAAGGUCCGCCAUCGUGGUGUUACGAGACACGCUUCAACGGUUGGAACGCUCCUCCUGAUGUUUAUGUCAGCCCCUACUGGAAACAAUUCAGGGCGCCUGCACCCUACCUGCACUACUUACUAGGUAUACUCUACGUAGUUUUGAUGGUAGUCUCAUGCAUUGGAAAUGGAAUAGUCAUCUAUAUAUUUUUAGUAGCAAGAAAUCUAAGAACACCUGCUAAUAUGUUUGUAAUUGGUCUUGCAUUAUCAGAUUUACUUAUGAUGGCCAAAACACCAGUUUUCAUUUACAACUCUUUUCAACUUGGACCUGUAUUUGGAAGUUUAGGUUGUACCAUCUACGGUGUUGUUGGAGCUUAUUCAGGUAUAGGCUCAGCCUUUUGCAACGCCCUCAUAUCAUAUGAUAGGUAUAGAGUUAUCGUCCAUCCCUUCAGUAAAUCUGGGAUGACGUUGGCAAAAGCAAUCUGCAUCCUGAUUCUCAUUUACAUCUAUGUAACCCCUUUUGCUUUAUUGCCUGCUUUCGAAAUCUGGAGCCGAUUUGUGCCAGAAGGUUUCCUGACCAGUUGUGCUGCAGAUUUCUUUAUGCACGACUUUAAUGGAAGAUCUUAUAUAGUGGGGACAUGGUUUUUUGGUUGGUUUAUUCCUAUUUGCACAGUUCUGUAUUGUUACUUUAGGAUAUUUCUUGCUGUAAGAAAUCAUGAAUUGCAAAUAAAAGAACAGGCAAGAAAAAUGAACGUGGACAGCAUUCGAUCCAAUGCAGCAAUGAAUAACUCGUCUGCUGAAGUACGGAUUGCAAAAACAGCAUUCUGUGUUAUCAUCCUUUUCCUCUUUUCUUGGGUUCCUUACAUCUCGGUAGCAUUUUUGGCUGGUUUUUCAGAUCCCAGUGAGAGAAAGAUCACCCCAAUAAUAUCAAUGAUUCCAGCACUUACAUUGAAAGCAUCCGCCUGUUUCGAUCCAUUCUUUUACGCUAUAAGUCAUCCUAGAUACCGACUGGAGCUACAAAAGCGAUUACCUUGGCUUUGCAUCCAAGAGAAGGCUGAAAAUGCUUCUAAUGGCAACAUCGAUACUGUGUCCAAAGCUACUACAGAGACAUAGAUUUCAAGGAGAAAAUUGCUGUUUUUGUUUGUAAUAUCUAAUUUGAUAUUAUAUGGUAAUUUAUUCAUAAAUUCUAAAAUGCCUAGGAACUAUUUAUGAAAUAUGUAAACAUUGUUUACGUUUCUUCUUUAUGGAGGGAUUUUAGCUUGAUGUUAAUUUGUGAUUUGCCCAUAAAAUCUCAAGAUAUCUGGAAGUUAUUUGGGGAAUAUCUAAACACUUUUGUAAGUUAGUUCUAUCCUUACGAACUGCUUAUGAAUUGCUUAUAAAUAUAAAAAAAAUAUGUGUUAGACAUUUUCAGCAAUGAAAAUUUUUUAUUUCGGUAAAACUUACUUAUUUACAUUUUGACCGAUUAUACCGUUUACAUUUUGGAUUAUAUUCCUAAUAAUUAUAAAUAUAUAUAGUCAGUGAAAAAAAUGCAAAUAUUGGUCUCGCAUGCUUAGUAAUAAAUGCAUAUAUUUAUUUACAAUUUAAGUAAUUAUGAGCACCUGCGAGUUGUACCUAGAAUACAUUCAAUUCCAAACACUGAAAUUAAGAAAAAAAAUCAUUUAACUUUUAUUUUGAUUUAUAUGAUUUCGAGAAAAGAAUAAAUUAUUAUGUAUUUAUGCACCUAUUUUGACCUAAACUAGAUGUUAAACUAUUAUUAAAUCUAGUUAGGACAUAAUAUAUAAAAUAUUUAUGAAAUUAAUAAACUCGAGGAAAUAAUAUAUUUAUUUAUUGAAUAGGGCUUUUUUCUUUUCUACAAAUAGAGCAUUGAGCGUUAUGGUUUUAAUUACAUCGUAUAUAAAUACUGCAAUUUCUUAUAGUAACUAAGAGUAUUAUAAUAGAGAGAAAAAAUAUUAUAAAAGAAAAAAAUAUUUUUCAAUAUGAAAAUUUUUACCUUUGUUCUCAGAUUUUACAUAUCUAUUGAAUCUAACUGUCCAACUGAACUUAGUAUUUAAUUUGUGUGGGAAUGUAAUGUUCAAUUUAACACAAUGCUAGUCUACCAUUUAUUGUAGUAUAAUAAUCCCUUCUAUUAUGCACAAAAGUGGAAAAUGUUUAAAGGAAAAUAUAAAAAGUUUUAUUAUCGCAAAUUAUUAAAAUUAAAAAUUUACUGUAAUUUCUACAGAAAAAUAUAUUUUAAAUAGUUUUGAUUAGGUUGCAAACUUAAAUGGUAUUUCUGAAAAAUGUCUUCAGAUAUUGCAAUAAUUCAUUAUAAUUUUUGUCCCUUUAUGCAUAAAUAUG
Messenger RNA from Parasteatoda tepidariorum (common house spider), 2582 nucleotides. The record is from RefSeq and is a predicted model, not a curated record. Lineage: Eukaryota; Metazoa; Arthropoda; Arachnida; Araneae; Theridiidae.